UUCUUUUUCCCAUCCGCAUAAUUCAAUUUCUCAACUCAACCAAAAUGGCUUCCACAUCCUCCUUUACGGGUGAUCCCAAACAGUACCCAAUCGAGCAGUUCAAAGAAGAAAUCACUGGAUCCUGCAAUUGUGGCGCUAUCACCGUUAUCGUGAAAGACAACCUCUGGGCAAAUCCCGAGAAAGGGCAUCUAUGCCAUUGCCAGAAUUGUCGGAAGACAUCGGGUAGUUUCGUAACGAGCAACAUGGCCAUGGAGAAAGCAAAAGUCGAGAUUAGAGAUGAGCAGGGCAAAUUAAAGAGGUAUCCGGAUUACAACACUGGAAGUGGGAAGAAAGUCGAGAGGUGUUUUUGCGGGGAAUGCGGGUCAGCCAUCAUGUCGGAUCCUGAGCUCUUCCCAGACUUGGUGAUGCUCAAAACGGGUAUGUUCCCUAGGAUCCCGAAGCCAGAGUGUGAAAGCUUUGUAGGUCAUCGACAGAGUUGGGAAGAGCAGAGCGUUUUGGGUAGCGCACCAGUUCUUUUUGAUACUGUGAGGGGCCAGGCGAAAUUUGAAGGGAAGUAA
Periconia digitata is the source of this 557-nucleotide messenger RNA. The record is from the annotation of a GenBank genome assembly. NCBI's taxonomy places the organism in Eukaryota, Fungi, Ascomycota, Dothideomycetes, Pleosporales, Periconiaceae.